AUGGCUCCCCUACUCUACUGUGUUCCUAUGGAAGCUGUAACAAAAUACCAACAAAGCCUGAAACAAGACCCCCACCCCUCCUCCACCACCACCUGGACCUUCCAAGACAUCGGCAACGCCCCAUCCUCCGUCCUCCUCGCCGUCAUCGUCCUCCCUCUCUUCAUCAUAGCAGUCCCCACCAUGGUUCUGACCUUCGUCUCCCGCAAACGGCGCUAUCUGAGACUUUUCCUCACGACGUUGAGCUACCUGGUAACGGUAGCAGCAAGCUCGUUACUGCAGUGGGUUACGAUUUCCAUGUGGGAGAGUCAGAAACAGGAGAGUCUGAGUGCGCGGCCGGUGGGGUUCUUGGUGUUGGAUUUCGUGGCGACGGGGUUUCCGAUAUUGGUGGGGAGUUUUGCUUGGGUCAUGAGUUGGGCGGUUAGUGGCGGGUUUAGGGGGUGUAAUUCUUGGUUGGCGAAUCUGGAGGAGUAA
Molecule: messenger RNA, 471 nt
Organism: Lecanosticta acicola
Lineage: Eukaryota; Fungi; Ascomycota; Dothideomycetes; Mycosphaerellales; Mycosphaerellaceae
Source: the annotation of a GenBank genome assembly